GAGAAAAUUUAGACAGAGUGGCCGUUCCCAACGGCCACCCCCCCACUCUCCCUUCUUCUUCCCUUUGGCCGGCCUACGUGCUCCGAUCACACUUCCUCCCUUUUUCCAACCCCAAACAAUUUCAAUUUUUAAAUUAAUCAAAUCCUCUCAUUUUGUUUAUUUUAUUUUAUUUCCUGGAAAUUUCCCACACAGAAUUGGUCAAUCAAUCCAACAAAUUUUAAUUAAUUUGAUUGAUUACCCACAUCCCCAUUUCUGUUCUUUCCUCCGAAUUUCGUAUUUUAAAAUAGUUUUUGAUGAUUUAAUUUUGUGGGGUUUCCUACAAAAAUUAAACCAAUCGAAAAAUGCAGAACAAUAUUUUGUCAACGAUGCGUAGUUUGAAGCUCAUAGAUGGUUGCAAAAGCACGCAAGUCUACGCAAUAAAUCCAUCCUCCGCCACCAACGGAGGUGGUAACAGCGGCGGAGGUGGUAUUGGUAUUGGUGCUACAACCGGGGAGAAGCUCCUCCACCAGCUCCAGGACCACCUCCGAGUCAACUCGGUCCGAUCCAAGACUCGGACGUCGUCGAAUUUGGAUGCGAAGAUCUUACAGGCGAAUCUUCUACAGGAAGCUCUGUUGCCUUACGGUCUCCCGUCGACAGAUCUAGUAGAACCCCAGGUAGAACCUUGUCUUAAAUUCGUUAAUUUCGUUGAAACCCUAGCUGAUGUGUAUAGGAGAAUUGAGGGUUGCCCGCAAUUUGAGAAAUCUCAAGUUUAUCUUGAACAAUGUGCCGUUUUUCGCGGUCUCGCCGAUUCAAAGCUGUUUCGGCGUAGUCUUAGAUCAGCUAGGCAGCAUGCGGUUGAUGUGCAUACGAAGAUUGUGUUGGCAGCUUGGUUGAGGUUUGAGAGGAGGGAGGAUGAGUUAAACGGGUCGUCGCCUUUGGAUUGUUGUGGGAGGAUCACUGAAUGUCCUAAGGCUAGUUUGAUUUCGGGGUAUAACCCGGAAUCUGCUUUUGAUGAGUGUCUUUGUCGUUGUAGGAGAGAUGAUGAUUAUAAUGGUGGUGGUGGUGGUGCUGGGUCUGUGGCGGGAGAUGAAGGUUUGGAUGGGUCUACUCGGAUUGAGGAUGAGGAAUGUUCGACUUCUGAGGAGGAUUUCGAUAUGGCUUUCGUUGUUGGAGAGGACGAAGUACGGUGCAUUCGUUAUAAUGUCGCUUCACUUUCUAGACCGCUGAAAACAUUGUUGUAUGGGAACUUUGUAGAAUCAAGGAGGGAGAAGAUAAAUUUAACCCAGAAUGGGAUAUCUGUCCAGGUUGUUAGAGCCUUGGAGUUGUAUAGUAGGAAGAAGAAAGUGGAUUUCUUGGAUCCACAACUUGUAUUAGAGCUACUUUCUUUGGCAAACAUGUUUUGUUGCGAUGAUUUAAAAUCCGCUUGUGAUGUUUAUUUAUCAUCAUUAGUUAUUGAUAAAGAGAGUGCUUUGAUGCUAAUGGAUUAUGGGUUGGAGGAGGCAUCAUCUCUUUUAGUGGCUGCGUGUUUGCAAGUGUUCUUGAGAGACCUCCCUGGUUCGUUACACGACCAGAAAGUGAUGAAAUACUUCUGCACUUCAGAUGCUAGUAAAAAGUUAGCAUUGACUGGGCAUUCUUCUUUUCAGUUAUACUAUUUCCUUAGCCAAACUGCUAUAGAAGAGGACAUGAAAUCUAAUAUAAUGGUAAUGUUGUUGGAGCGUCUGGUGGAGUCUGCAACUGAGUCAUGGCAGAAUCAACUCGCAUUUCAUCUUAUGGGCUGUGUAUUUUAUGAGAGGAAAGAAUAUAAGGAUGCCCAGAGUUGGUUUGAGGCAGCUGCCGAGGCAGGUCAUGUUUAUUCAUUAGCAGGUAUUGCCAGGACAAAGUAUAAGCGCGGACACAAGUACACAGCAUACAAGCUGAUGAAUUCAUUAAUAUCUGAUUACAAGCCCUCUGGAUGGAUGUAUCAGGAACGAUCCCUUUAUUGUGUAGGGAAGGAGAAAUUGGCAGAUCUUGAUAAGGCCACAGAUUUGGAUCCAACUUUAUCAUUUCCUUACAAGUAUAGAGCGAUUGCACUUCUAGAGGAAAAUAAAUUAGGAGCAGCCAUCUCUGAAAUAAACAAAGUUAUCGGUUUCAGGGUCUCUCCAGACUGCCUUGAAUUGCGUGCUUGGUUUUCUAUUGCUUUUGAAGAUUAUGAAGGGGCUCUUAGAGACCUGCGUGCACUUUUGACUUUGGACCCUUACUACAUGAUGUUCCAUGGAAAAAUGCCUGGAGAGCAGUUGGUGGAGCUCCUUCGCACUCAUGUCCAGCAGUGGAGUCAGGCUGAUUGCUGGAUGCAAUUAUACGAUCGAUGGUCAUCCGUUGAUGAUAUUGGAUCUCUAGCUGUUGUGCACCAUAUGCUAGCAAAUGACCCGGGAAAAAGUCUCCUUCGAUUUCGGCAAUCUCUCCUUCUCCUUCGAUUGAACUGCCAGAAGGCUGCAAUGCGUAGUCUACGAUUAGCUCGAAACUGUUCCACUUCUGACCAUGAAAGGCUUGUUUAUGAAGGGUGGAUCUUAUAUGAUACCGGCCAUCGUGAAGAAGCUUUAGCAAAGGCUGAAGAGUCCAUAUCCAUCCAGAGAUCAUUUGAAGCAUUUUUCUUGAAAGCAUAUGCUUUGGCAGAUUCAAAUCUUGAUGAGGAGUCUUCAUCUUAUGUAAUCCAUCUUCUGGAGGAAGCUCUUAGAUGCCCUUCAGAUGGUUUACGUAAAGGACAAGCAUUGAAUAAUUUAGGUAGUGUCUAUGUAGACUGUGAAAAGCUGGAUCUUGCUGCUGACUGCUACAUGAAUGCUCUUAACAUUAAGCACACGAGAGCACAUCAAGGUCUUGCGAGGGUCUAUCAUGUCAAAAAUCAGCGAAAAGCUGCAUAUGAUGAGAUGACUAAGUUGAUAGAAAAAGCAAGGAACAACGCAUCAGCUUACGAGAAACGUUCUGAGUAUUGUGACCGUGAAAUGGCAAAGAGAGAUCUUACCAUGGCAACACAACUUGAUCCCCUGAGGACGUACCCAUAUAGAUACAGGGCAGCUGUACUAAUGGAUGACCACAAAGAAGAGGAGGCAAUAGCAGAACUCUCAAAAGCCAUUUUCUUCAAACCAGACCUGCAGCUUCUCCAUCUUCGAGCUGCAUUUCACGACUCAAUGGGAAACUUUGCUGCCACACUUCGAGAUUGUGAAGCAGCACUUUCACUUGAUCCGACCCAUGUAGAUACACUUAAGCUUUAUAGUGAGGCUCGAGAACGAGUUGAUGAUCAACAACUCAGCAGAUGCGAGUCCUUUAACAGAAAAGAUGCACCUGAUUUUCAUGGCAAUCUCAACUAUGCUGCAAGAGCUUUUCAGUAAAAACAUUAAAAAAAACAAAACAAAAAAAAUGGCCAUUACUACCAGUCAGCAUUUGCAAAUAUAUUUGCAGAUUGGUUUGCUGGCUUCUUCAUGUAUAAGAAAGAUGCUGAGGAGAGAGACGAAGAUCUGAAGUGAAGGAAACAGGAUGGGAAAAGAGGCAAGUCGAAAUGUAAAUAUUAUAUCGACUUGGUUGCAGUGAGAGUAGCAGUGACAUUACCCUGCUGCUGCGGCUUUGUUUUAUGCUGCAGCCGAGGAAGGAAUUUGUUUUUGUGUAGAUGGCAGGCAGCUUGUAUGUACACAGGGUUGGGUUUCUGUUUUGUUGUUGUAACAUUAUGUAUUGUUUUGCAUUGGCAAAUUUAUGAAAUUUUCCUCCCCUUGAAAUGACACAAGGAGGUUUGUCCUUCAUAUAUAAACUCUGUUUCUUACACAA
Molecule: messenger RNA, 3774 nt
Organism: Spinacia oleracea (spinach)
Lineage: Eukaryota; Viridiplantae; Streptophyta; Magnoliopsida; Caryophyllales; Amaranthaceae
Product: ethylene-overproduction protein 1
Exons: 4
Coding region: 342-3344 (1000 amino acids)
Biological process (GO): negative regulation of ethylene-activated signaling pathway
Molecular function (GO): protein binding
Source: RefSeq, a predicted model, not a curated record